This is a messenger RNA of Colletotrichum godetiae, 1131 nucleotides long. Its product is annotated as calcineurin-like phosphoesterase. The record is from RefSeq and is a predicted model, not a curated record. Bases 1 to 1131 code for a protein of 376 amino acids. The transcript is spliced from 2 exons. Gene Ontology annotation, biological process: polyphosphate catabolic process. Gene Ontology annotation, molecular function: phosphatase activity; endopolyphosphatase activity. NCBI's taxonomy places the organism in Eukaryota, Fungi, Ascomycota, Sordariomycetes, Glomerellales, Glomerellaceae. Gene Ontology annotation, cellular component: cytoplasm.
AUGAAGGGUUUCGAAUACAGCGUUAUGAAGAACACUGUCCAAACCUUGGACCCGAAACACGUACCUUCCGCAGAACGCGGCGCUUCCCGCAGAAGGCUAAUCAUUGUUGGCGACGUUCACGGACGAGUAUCACAGCUCCACAGGCUCUUGCACAAGAUCAACUUCGAUAAGGAUGCAGGAGACCACCUCGUCUUCACCGGCGACCUGGUCAACAAGGGCCCCGACAGCGCCGGCGUGGUGCAGCUCGCCAUGAACCUCGGCGCGAGCUGCGUCAGGGGCAACAACGAAGACCGCGUGCUGGCGGCGCGUGGGUUUGUCGAGCGCGGCAGGGUUACUGGGCCUACGGGCGACGACGGGAAAAUGUAUUUUGAAGACAGCAAGGAGAAGUUGCCAGCGGACAUCCCGUACGCCGUGUCGAGCGACUAUGUUACAGCGACACAGCUUUCUGGGGAGCAGGUAUCCUGGCUGGCGUCGCUGCCUCUCAUCUUGCAAAUCGGACCGUUCAAAGGCGCCAAGAGUCCUCCUUGGAACUCUGGGAGCGUGGUGGUUGCACAUGGUGGUCUGGUACCGUUACUGCCGAUGGACGAGCAGGAUCCUUGGGCUGUGAUGAACAUGCGCAGCCUGGUGUACCCGACCAACGGCGCUCACCCGGAGAAUAUUGUAGUGGCUCUUGCGAAGAGGAUUAAGACGCGCCUGUGUCGACGUGCGGCAUUCCAAGUGAUAAAGGAUGAGAGACUCAAUGGUGAGCUGGCACGAGUCUUGAGUCUUUGGGAUGGUAACGAUGUUUCAAAGAUUGCGAAAAAUCAAGAGGGAGGGACCAUCCCCAUUGAACUCAAAGACGGGGAGCGCUGGAGAGAAGCUUGGAACGAGACGCAGAACAUGAUAGAGGUACCAGAGGAUCGCUCCGUUGUUGUGUAUGGUCACGACGCCAAGGAAGGGUUACAGGUGGAACCAGACGUGCAAGUUCCGGAAUCGCUCAAGGAGAAAGGGGUCCAGGGACCAUGGACUAGGUAUGCGUUUGGAUUGGAUUCCGGCUGUGCGUAUGGCAAAGAGCUAUCGGCGAUGGUGAUUGAGACGAGUCCGGAUGGAAGUGAUGUUAUACAUCGUAUAGAACAGGUCAAGGGGGUUUGA